GACAGACCAAUUUUUUUUCGAUGAAUCAAUGCUGCUUCAAGCUGAAGAAUAUGAUGCUGGAAAUGCUGAGUCUAGUGAUGACACAUCUAUCCCAUCUAUAAGUGUGGAUGCCACACAUUUGUUUACAACUGAUCAGAUAUUUGAUACACGGGAUGACCUUCUCGAAUGGGCUCGGAAGGUUGGGAAGGACAAUGGAUAUGUGGUGGUGAUCGCAAGGUCCGAUAAUGCAAGGGUAAGUGGAAGUAUAAAAGUUAUUUUGCGGUGCGCAAAGCAUGGUAAGUACGUGCCCUACAAGGACCCGGCUACGUUCAAGUACAAGACCACCAGAUCACAAAAGUGUGAUUGUCCUUUUGAACUAAAAGGACGACCUACAGAGAGUGAUAGAAGUUGGUGGCUGAAAGUGAUGUGCGGAAAGCACAACCAUGAACCGGCUAGAUCACUAGUUGGUCACUCCUACGUUGGUCGACUAACGAAGGAAGAGAAGGGGCAAAUGGGAACUAUGCAUAAGGCUUGGGUUGCACCGAGACACAUGCUACUGGUUUUGAAGGAACAAAAUCCAGAUAACUUGACUACAAUCACUCAAGUAUACACUCAAUGCAAAUCAAUCAGGAAAGCCGCACAGGGGCCAUUGACAGAAAUGCAACUUUUGAUGAAGAAGUUGGGAGAAGCCAACUAUGUUCACUUUGAAAGACAAGAAGACGAUUCGAGUGUCAUUAUAGAUGUUUCCUGGGCUCAUCCUGAUGUUGUCAAGCUCUUCAACACAUUCCCUCAUGUGGUCAUAAUGGAUUGCACGUACAAGACAAACAAAUACUAGAUCCCCUUGCUUGAAAUGGUUGGUCUCACUUCUACUGGUAAGACUUUCUCCAUAGCAUUUUGCUACAUGACUCACGAGCGCACACAGGACUAUGUUUGGGCCUUGGACUGCAUGAAGUCUUUGCUUGCCGACCAUGUCAGAUUACCUGGAGUUAUUGUCACUGACAAAGAAUUGACUUUACUGAGUGCUAUUAAGCAAACUUUUCCCACUUCUUGCAAUUUAUUAUGUCUGUUUCACAUAAAUAAAAAUGUUGAGGCAAAGUGCAAAUUGUGGGUUGCCACAGACGGUGUUAAAGAUACAGUCAUGGAAAUGUGGACAUAUGUGGUCAAUGCGAAAACAGAGAAACAAUAUGAUGAGGAAUGGGGGAGAAUGUGUGCCAUGUGUAGAAACUUCCCAAAGUUCACAAAGUACAUUUCUUCUACAUGGUUAACACACAAGGAGAAGUUUGUGAAGGCAUGGACGAACAAUGUGAUGCAUUUCAGCGGAUAGGUUGACCACUGUAAGGCACACCGAAAUUUUAGCAUCUUUUCAACGCAGCAUCAACAAUGUAGAGCACCGUUUCAAGUCCAAAAUGUAUACGAAUGUAAGGGGAUUCGUGGCUCAAAAUGCCCUUCAGCUGAUGCACGAUGAAAGAAACAGAGUUUGGGGUCAUGAUGAGGUAUGUGGUUGCUUGCUGAAAAAAACUCAUGGACUACCUUGCGCUUGUGCACUUCAGAGUUUAUCUUCAAUUCCGUAUGAGGCCGUGGAUCCAUUCUGGAAGAUACUUUCUUGGGAACAGGUGCCUACUGCGGAUAGCCAAACCUCAAACCAUGGAGACAUUCCGUAUGAGAUUGAUGCAUUGGUUGCAUAUUUCAAUGCUAUGGAUGAUGCAGGCCAAAGUAUGCUAAGGAGGAAGGUUAAAGAGUUGUAUUGUCCUCAAAGUAGUUCACUGUGUCCACCUGAAGUGAUGAUAAAAACGAAACAGCCGCCCAAGGCCAAGGGGAGCAAGCCACCUAGAGGUCAACCAAUAGGAUCCUUGAGGCGGGAGCCUUGUUAUUGGGAACAUGUUGAUAAUGUCACAGAAGCGCAUGGUAGCAACGCAACACCUACCACGCUCAACAAAUGUCCUCCACCAACUACACGGUCCAAGACUCCUUCAUCACAAGCUAGUAAGUCAAAGAGCAAGAAGUCUAUGAAGACCCAAACCCAGGAGUCUCCCACCAGCAUCUACAUGGAGUGGUUGCCAUCUUUUUUCCUACAAUAUGUAGAUGAAGUGAUAGAUGUUGAUGGAGAUGGUAAUUGUGGCUAUAGAGCGGUCGCUGCAUUGUUGCGACAUCCGAAAGGGCAGAAUCGUUGGUGUUGGGUUAGGGAAGAGUUGAUUAAAGAACUCGAACUGCAUCAGCGAAAGUAUAACUACAUGUGGGGCAAUGAUACAAUUCAGGCCAUGCACUUUCGUCUCACUCUCCCUCGUGAUCAGAUGGCCACUGAUGACAAAUGGAUGCACUUGCCGGAGAUGGGGUACCUCAUUGCUACAAAGUUUCAAGUGGUUUUUAUCUCCAUUUCGAUGGACUGAAGUUACACUUACCUUCCGCUCAGAGGUGCCCCACCGGAGGUACAACCAAUUAUAGAUGUUGGUCAUGUGCUCAACCACUUUGUACAGCUGAAGUUGGUGCAUGGACAUCCUAUGCCGUAUAUUGCUCCCCAAUGGCAAUACAACGUUGUACAACCCACGUCCGAAUGGAUUAGCCCGUAUGAAGACCGUAUGGCCAAAUUUGCGGUUGAGCACACUGCUUGGAUUGCCGCUAUAGGUGGUCCUCGUGUUCCUAAUGUGGAUAACUACAUAGAUAUCACAUAAGACUUCCACUAGGAUUCACGUUUGUAAAUUUGUGUCUAUGAAUUAGAUUUGUAAUUUUGCCUAUGUUCAAGACUAUGUUUAAGACCUCUAAUAAUUAAUUUAAGCUAUUUUUAUUCAGUAUAAUGUGGUUCAAUUUGUAAGAUCAAGUUUUGAUCUAGUUGUACAACUCUAUGUUUUGACGAUUACAUGUUAACCUUUUUGAUAUGAACAAUUGUGGUACUCUAACGUGUUUCUCUGAGUGUGCUAUUUGCAGGCUCUGACCUCAACUCAAUCUCACACAAAUCAGAAGCACUGUGUAUAAAGAGCGACCCAAGCAACGCUUUCGCAUUCACCAUGUUCAGUAUGAACAGUGGAAAAGCUUCAGAAGUUCUGAAGUUAUACAAACUCUGAUGUGGACUCAGUCACUAGAAGUUCUGAAGAUCCAGAAAGUCUGAUAACCAAGAAACACUGAAGGCUCAGAUAUUCUGAUGGUGUAGAAGACUCUGAAGAUCCAGAAUCUGAUUAGUGAAAUUCUGUUGUCCAGAAGCUAGAUACUCUGAAGGUCAUGUUCUUCCCUCUGAGUUCAGAAUCAGAAGAAACAUUGAUCAGAGGAUCUGGGCUUUCCCUCUGACUCUGAUCAACCGGCUUCACAAGUUCCAAUAUGAAGCAUUCCCCUGAUCAGAAGUCUCCUAGGUUUAAAGGUCAAGUCGCUAUCCAAGUACAAAAGCAACUGUACCUUCCUGACGACCUACCUAACAGUCUCAGACAUAGCAGAAGCUGGAUUUUCCAGAACUGCCCUCCAACGGUAGCAUUUUCCAUGCAACGCUCAACCCUAAUCCUUGGAGUAUAUAAAGAGGCUGAAGACUGAAAGAAGUGGCUAGAAGCAUUCACAUACGCGCAAGACAAACUCAAAUUCUUCUAAGCUUUCUUUCAUCUGAAAUUCAUUGAGUUUACUAUUAGCUUUUUAGAAGCAAAUCUCUUGUAAACAAUUCUUUGAUAAACAGUUUGUUUAGUUCCUUUAGGAGAUCAAGGCUGAUCGGA
Lotus japonicus is the source of this 3668-nucleotide messenger RNA. RefSeq lists its product as uncharacterized. Bases 1386 to 2366 code for a protein of 326 amino acids. Gene Ontology annotation, cellular component: mitochondrion. Gene Ontology annotation, molecular function: malonate-semialdehyde dehydrogenase (acetylating, [NAD(P)+]) activity; DNA-binding transcription factor activity, RNA polymerase II-specific; methylmalonate-semialdehyde dehydrogenase (acylating, NAD+) activity. The transcript is spliced from 3 exons. The record is from RefSeq and is a predicted model, not a curated record. Gene Ontology annotation, biological process: L-valine catabolic process; thymine catabolic process. NCBI's taxonomy places the organism in Eukaryota, Viridiplantae, Streptophyta, Magnoliopsida, Fabales, Fabaceae.